CUCGCGUUGGCCGAUUCACCUCCUCUCUCCCUUUCCACCUCCCCUCCUCUUCGUCUUCCAGGACCUUUUCUCACUCUCUCGAUCAGUCCACGAGGAGGGUGGCAAUGGUGGAAGCCAUCGUCGCCGCUGGGAAGACACUGGACCAGCACCGGAGGAUGGUCGUCAAGGAGGAGGAGGGAGAGGAGGCCGCGGCCGUGGCGAUUCCGAGAGUCCUUCGCGUCACGUUCGAGGAUCGGGACGCCACCGACUCCUCCAGCGACGACUCGCCGCGGCAGGGACGCCGCUAUGUCGAGAAAAUCUGCAUCGAGCAGCCGGUGAGGAUGACGGCGUCGCCGCAGCCGCAGGCUUCUCCUUUCCGGAGAGGCGCUGUCCUCGGCGCCAAGAGGAGGGCCGACUUGGUGGAGGAGCCCAAGUUUCGUGGGGUUCGGCGGCGGCCGUGGGGGAAGUACGCGGCGGAGAUUCGCGACCCCAACAAGGGGGUGAGGGUGUGGCUGGGCACCUUCGACACCGCGGAGGAGGCUGCCAUGGUCUAUGAUAGCGCCGCCCUCCGGCUUCGUGGGCCAUCUGCAACCACGAACUUUCCUACUUCGUCGUCCCCUUCCGCCCAUCCUGAUCCUGCUGCCGAAGCUGAUGGUGAUGUCGGUCACCUCCUUGCGGCGGCCAUAUACGAAGAGUCAAGCGACGAGUCGCAGUUUGUUGGCUCACCGGUCUCUGUCCUCAGGCCGCUUGAGGUGAUGGCGCCUAACGAGUCUAUCGUUCCCGCCGAUUUGAAGAUUUCGGUGGACACGUGCCGUAGAGGCGGCGACUACUCUCCGUUUUGCAACGCCGAUCUUAUUGUGCCGCCGGAGGACGAAGACUGCAUGUUUCCUGGACUCUCAUUUGCUGCAUCGACGAUUUUCGACGAUGGUAUGAUGUCAUCACACCUUGAGUACUAUGCAACUAAUGUGGAGCCGGUGAGUUUAUUGGAGAUGGGCGAGCUUCCGGUGUGGCGAGAGGUGGAUGUCUUCUUUGACGAUGUUUUGUCUGCCUCACCUCUCGAUGAACUAUGAAUAUCAGGAGUUAAAUCACCUCUAUGUGUAGAUAAUAUCCAAUUCUUUAUUUCACGUUACAACUAUUUGUAAUGGCAUUAUUUAGUAUAUGUAUAAGUUAUUUUGGUGUUGCGGUAGAUGUCAUUUCGUGAAGUCCGAUUGGGCAAAUCUGUCGACAUUUCGAUGUGAGCUUGCGGCAGAUCAAUUUGGUGAAAGUCAAAAGAAUUCUAUACUUCCAUGAUUUUGGUAAUUAAUGAACUUUUCAUCUUUGCAUUGUCU
This is a messenger RNA of Triticum dicoccoides, 1307 nucleotides long. Its product is annotated as ethylene-responsive transcription factor CRF1-like. Gene Ontology annotation, molecular function: DNA-binding transcription factor activity; DNA binding. Lineage: Eukaryota; Viridiplantae; Streptophyta; Magnoliopsida; Poales; Poaceae. The coding region runs from base 105 to 1049 and encodes 314 amino acids. Gene Ontology annotation, biological process: regulation of DNA-templated transcription. The record is from RefSeq and is a predicted model, not a curated record. The transcript has a single exon.